Octodon degus (degu) is the source of this 612-nucleotide messenger RNA. RefSeq names its product chromosome unknown C8orf46 homolog (gene Vxn). The coding region runs from base 1 to 612 and encodes 203 amino acids. The record is from RefSeq and is a predicted model, not a curated record. The transcript has 6 exons. Lineage: Eukaryota; Metazoa; Chordata; Mammalia; Rodentia; Octodontidae. Gene Ontology annotation, biological process: neurogenesis; neuron differentiation.
AUGAUGCAUCAGAUUUACAGCUGCAGUGAUGAAAAUAUAGAAGUUUUCACCACCGUGAUUCCUUCCAAAGUGACCAGCCCAUCCAGGAGAAGAGUCAAAAGUUCUCAACAUCUCUUGACUAAGAAUGUGGUGAUCGAAUCGGACCUGUACCCUCCACGGCCCCUGGAGCUGCUGCCACACCGCUCUGACCGCUGGGACACAGGAGAUGGCCGCAGGUUCGGCCGGGUCCAGAACGCGCGACCACCGAGGGCACAUCCUGCAAAAACCCCCACCAGACCUGUGGGAAUUUCUGAACCUAAAACAUCAAAUCUGUGUGGAAAUCGAGCAUAUGGAAAAUCGCUGAUUCCUCCUGUGACCCGAAUCUCAGUGAAAGCUCCAGCCACAGUAGAGGCAGCAGCCACAGAGAACAGAGCUGUCCUGGGGAGAGGAUCCAGGCAUCUCAAGAAGAUGGCUGAAGAGUAUCCAACCCUUCCACAGGGAGGUGAGGCCUCCCUCCCCUUGACGGGCAGUGCUUCCUGUGGUGUCCCAGGAAUCCUCCGGAAAAUGUGGACCAGGCACAAGAAAAAAUCAGAAUAUGUGGGAGCUACCAACAGCGCCUUUGAGGCUGACUAA